Amphibalanus amphitrite is the source of this 7183-nucleotide messenger RNA. RefSeq lists its product as uncharacterized. The transcript is spliced from 3 exons. Gene Ontology annotation, biological process: DNA integration. The record is from RefSeq and is a predicted model, not a curated record. Bases 418 to 6249 code for a protein of 1943 amino acids. Gene Ontology annotation, molecular function: zinc ion binding; nucleic acid binding. NCBI's taxonomy places the organism in Eukaryota, Metazoa, Arthropoda, Thecostraca, Balanomorpha, Balanidae.
GACUCUGUGGCUCCCCGAAAAUGGGCGCACGAGCCUAUGCCAGAAUUUGUUAUAGGUCACGUGCCGAGGUCAACGAAUGUGCGUAAAAAUGAUAGUUUCGAAAAUGAGGUCGAUAGAAUUUGGCGAGUGUGAAUACAUUAUGAAGUGAUCCGGUAAAUACGUUUCGAUUCGCUCGUUUUAACACAUCGAUUUAAACGAUCUAACGUAACGUACUCGUUCGUAUCAUCGGAAAUGUCAAAGUAAUUCGCGACAUUUUUUGGUCCUCCGGGCCGGAUCGCUUAACGUUCGAUAUCGUGAAAUACUUGCGCUCGAUUUUGCAUGUCUCUGACGUUUAACGUAAUGAGCAUGAGGCAUGCCCUUCUCGAGCUGUAACGUAAGCCUUUUGCACAGUCUGUUUUUGUAAUUGUCUUUCCGACAAUGGAUAGUGCUUCGUUAAGAAAACUGAGAAGUCGAAAGAAGGCUCAGUUUACAAGACUGUGUAAACGGGCUGAUACUUUGGUCGACACAUCGGGAAGCCGAAGCCAAAUCGAAGGCUUACUUAAAGAGCUUGAUGAGGCUCUAGACGCUGUAAGUGAAGUGAAUGACAGCUACACGGACAGCCUGAAAGAUGACGACCGUGAAAAGGAUCAGACCGAAGAAUACAUGACAGACGUCGAAGAAGCACAUCAGAAGAUUUGUGAACGCAUUCGUGAACACUUCAGAUCCCGUGGGGAAUUAGCGUCGUCAGAGUCAGGAACAAGCAAAACAACUUCGAAGUCACAGUCUGCUGUCUCCAGUCGGUCAAGUCGAUCUGCGGCCGCAAAGGAAGCCGAAAUCGGAGCAUCCCUGAAACGAAUGGAGCUCAGUCAGCUCGAACUACGGAUAGAAGAAGAAAGAAAAAGAGACGAGCUGAAAGAGAACUUAGAGAGGCAGAGACGAGAGAUAGAUCGAGAGGCACGAAUCGCCGAAGCCAGAGAUGCUGCACAUCUCGCAGCAAGAGAAGCGGAGCUGCGUAAGGCAGCAGAAAAUGAACUUCAGUGGGAACGGCGGCACGAUUUUGACGGCGAAAACGAACUCGCUGGACCUUCUCAAGAACAAGAACGAGUUGGAACAGCAGAAGAAGGACUUGCAAUCGAAGCUGACACCCCUGUGGCUGAUAAGUCUCAAACGGAAACUGGUAAUCGGCCGGCGCCGGAGCUGACUCGGGGUCAGACAGCUACAUCAUGGAUAUUGGAAGCUGCGAACAGGCCACAAGACACAGAACCGCCGAGAAAUGGUCACUCGGGCUAUCGGAGUGUCCCGCAGAUUCAGCUCCCAAAGUUUAGCGGUAAGGCCACUGAGUGGCCCCAGUGGAUUGGCCUUUUUAAAUCGCUCAUCCACGACCAGCCAGGCCUAUCGGACGCUGAAAAACUCGCCCAUCUCCAGGCAUCCGUAACUGGUCUAGCUAAGCAGGCUGUCGAAGGAAUGAUGUUCGAUGCAGCGCUGUAUCCUUCCGCUCUACAAGCUCUGAUGAAACGAUUCGGGAGAGAAGACGAUAUCGUGAGCGCAAGCCUCAGUGCCGUCUUCAACACGUCUCCAAUGAAAAAUGUGGACCCGGUCAUGCUGGAAAAGCUACACGCCGCCGUUCACUCCGCGGUCACAGUGCUGAACGCCAUGGGUUUCCACGGAGACCUUAACAGUACUGAGAACCUACGUCGCAUCAUUUUCAAACUUCCGAAUGACUUGAAAAGAGAGUGGGGACGUGAGGUCAUCAAAAUGGAGCCGGAGCGCCCAAACAUGACACACUUUGAUAGCUGGCUGGGACUACAAGUUCGAAUCGCAAUGGCCGUUCCUGCUCAGCCGCAAGAUCGCAACAUGGCACGCCCCAGUUCUGACUUCAGGCGCGCGCCCCGCACUCACUCGACAUCGGUUGCUGUAACGACGACUCCUGAGGUCAGCGACAAGAGCGCAACACGUCGACAGCAAGUCAGUCACAACGAGCAGCCCUGCUGCUGUGGGGAGCGACACGAUCUCGCCGUUUGUCCGUCCUUCCUGCAAAAAUCGCCAAAUGACCGCGCUAAGUUUGUCGCUGAAAGCGGGCGCUGCUUCCUCUGUCUUCAGCCCGAUCAUCGGUCUCGGCAGUGCCGAUCCACGCAAAAAUGCGGAGAGAACAGGUGCCAGGGAAGGCACCAUCACCUGCUCCACGGCAGCGAAAGAAUCUUCUCUCGUGCAGCCGGCACUGAGGAACGUUCAAACAGAACAGUGGCAGCAGCCUCAGGUCUCGGAGGGACGACACUGCUACAAAUAGUACCUGUGCGUGUACAUGGCGAACACAGCUACAUCGACACAUUCGCCGCUCUCGAUUCCGGUGCACAGACCUCGCUGUGCACGGAAAAUCUGGCGAAAAAGCUCAAACUGACGGGUGAAUCGGAGUCGCUCCGUCUUAACAGUAUCGAAGGAGCCGGGCCACAGAGAAUCGCUCUGAGAACGUCCAUGAAAAUCACCCCCCUGGCUCGGGAAUCGGAAGAAACAGAAGUCAUGGCAAAUGAAGUGUGGACAGUACCGAGGCUGAAUAUUCCCGUGCCAUACAUCAGCAGCUCAGCACGUUCGCAGUGGCGUCAUGUGGAGGGGCUUGACGUCGCGCUUCCGAGGCCAGAGCAGGUGGAGGUCCUUCUUGGAGCAAACAUUAUCGAAGGAAUCAUCCAGCGCGAGGUUCGAAUCGGAGAGCCUGGCCAGCCUGUGGCCAUAAAGACGCACUUUGGAUGGGCUUUGACCGGAACGAUAACAAACCUCGUUCCAUCGUCAGAACAUCACGUGAUGCAUGUUCAUCGGAGCCCAGCACAGGACCUCGAUCUGACCAACCUGGUUCAGAAGUGGUGGGACAUGGAGACUUUUGGAACAACACACUCCAAGGUGAAGCCUACAUCGUAUGAAGACCAAAGAGCUCUAAAAAUCCUUGAAGAAACGGUCGAGCUGGUGGACGGGCGUCUUGAAGCCCCACUGCUGUGGAAAGACGAUGACGUCUCGCUGCCGGAUAACCGUCUCGGUGCGCUCCGUCGACUCGAGCGAAGCGAGAAAUCUCUCCAUAGAAGUCCAGAGACAAGAAAGAAAUACCAAGAAACUAUCGAAAGCUACGUGCAACUCGGUCACGCCCGAAAGCUCGAAGAAUCGGAAGUGUUGAAACCGAGCUCAAAACGCUGGUACCUGCCACAUCAUGCGGUUCGCAAUCCAAACAAGCCGGACAAAAUACGGGUCGUAUUCGACGCGGCCGCCAAGUUCAGUGGCACGUCCCUGAACGAUCACCUGUUGACUGGACCCGAUCUCCUGCAGGACCUACCUGGGCUGCUCAUUCGGUUUCGUGAGCGGCCAGUCGCAAUCGCUGGAGACAUCGACCAGAUGUUCCACCAGGUGCAAAUUCUACAGCGUGACCGACCAGCCCUCAGCUUCUUGUGGAGGGACAUGGAGCGGAACAGACCUCCUGACACGUAUGAAAUGAACAAAGCGAUAUUCGGAGCCAAAUGCUCACCAGCAAUCGCCAGUUUUGCACUGCAACUAGUCAUCAAGAACGGCUCUGAGCUUACGCUCUCUCGUGAUGAGGCCGCUGCAGUGGCAAGACAGUUCUAUAUGGACGAUUUCGUUACAUCAGAGAACUCCGUGGAGACGGCUAAAGUGAUGCUCCAUACUGUCGUCAAACUGGUCGCUGAAGGUGGAUUCAAGCUUCGGAAGUGGGUCAGCAAUUCACGAGAGGUGAUGGAGUCAGUAGCACCUGAAGACAGGGCUCAUGCCAAAACAGAUAUGUCCAUACCGCUGCCGUCCGAGCGUGUCCUUGGUAUAGCCUGGGAUCCAGAGACAGACAUGAUCGGUGUUCAUCGACCAGAAAAACGCACUGCCCCGCCUACCAAACGCGGAGUUCUAGCCACCACGGCAUCGAUCUUUGACCCACUCGGCCUGGUCGCACCGUUCACCCUUCGAGCGAAACUUCUCAUGCAAGAUCUCUGGAAACAGCAGCUGUCAUGGGACUCUAAGCUGAAUGAAAACGAUACACAUCGAUGGACGGCAUGGAAGAUGGAAGCUGAGCAGCUCUCCCGACUGAGGAUCCCCCGCUGUUUUGCUACGCCGGAGAGUGAAGUCGUUCGAAGAGAGCUCCAUAUCUUCAGCGACGCGUCGGAAGCGGCAUUCGGUGCCGUCGGCUACCUCAGGCAGAUCGACUCGACCGGCACAAUCGCCUGCUCGCUGGUGAUGAGUCGGACAAGAGUGGCACCGCUGAAAAUGCUGACCAUUGUGCGGUUAGAGCUGCAGGGCGCGGUUUUGGCCACACGACUGCAUGACAGCAUACAGUCGGCCCUCACGAUUCAAGUGAACCAGACGUUCUACUGGACCGACAGUGAAGUAGUUCUCGGCUAUAUCAACAAUGAGGCUCGACGGUUCCAGACCUUCGUCGCAAACAGAGUAGCCGAGAUCAGAAGCCGAUCGGAACCAUAUCAGUGGAGGCAUGUCCCUGGUUCCCUGAACCCAGCGGACGAAUGCUCCAGAGGCCAGCCGCUUUCCGAGAUCGACUCUGACAGCCGGUGGUUCCGGGGUCCAAACUUUCUCUACAGACCGGAAAUUGAAUGGCCUUCUGCUCCCAAAACGGCCCAACCAAGUGCUAGCGAUCCUGAAGUCAAAACGGUGGGCUCCGUGACCGUUGGACAGUCAGUUCCGACACUGCUGGUCGACCCGGCUCGCCACUCGUCGUGGACCCGCUAUAGGCGUGUUACCGCCUGGGUAUUGCGCUUCGCCUGCAACUUCAUCGCCAGACACUCAGCUCAGUAUCGAGACUGUGGCAACAACGGACCACUGUCUGCAGAGGAGCUGCGACUCGCUGAAAUCCACAUCCUCAAAGCAACUCAGCAGGACGCAUUCAAGUCGGAAAUCGACCUGCUCUCUCGUGGGAAGUCGGUGUCUGUCAGUAGCACUCUGCUUCAGCUUACGCCGCUGCUGGAUUCAAGCGGAGUCAUUCGAGUUGGAGGACGGCUGCAAGCAAGUCAACUUCCAUUCUCAGCCAAGCACCCGGCUCUCCUACCAAGACGACACGAGGUUACUCGGCUCAUAGUGACUUCAGUUCACCGUCAAGUGCUUCACUCGGGAGUCGACCACACGCUGAAUGAGCUUCGGCAGGUGUACUGGAUUCCGAAGGCGAGGAGCACCAUCAAGUCAUACCUACGAGGAUGCGCCGUUUGCAAGAAACUGCACAGCCGCCCCCAGGCCCCUCUGAUGGGGGACCUGCCUGAAGCGAGAUUUGAUUCUCAGCACGCUUUCAGCUCAGUCGGGCUGGAUUUUUUCGGUCCUCUCCAAGUGCGUGUAGGCCGCAGGACGGAGCGUCGGUACGUCUUGCUUAUCACCUGUCUGGCGUCAAGAGCGCUACAUUUGGAGACCAUCCCGUCUCUCGACACUGAUAGUUUCCUGCUAGCACUCCGCCGUUUUAUCGCUCGGCGCGGGAAACCAGCUCAGAUAUUCAGUGACAACUGGAAAAGUUUCAAGAGAGCCGAUAAGGAGCUUCGUGAUGCUCUCAGAAACUGGAACAACGAACAAAUAAGCAACACGAUGGCACAGAAGAACAUCAAGUGGAGCUUCAACCCGCCUGGCAGUCCUCACAUGGGUGGAUGCUGGGAGAGACUGGUGUCUUCAGUGAAAAGAGCACUACGCGUCGUCCUGGGCAACCAGCUCGUCACAGAUGAAGUUCUCAGCACUGUUCUCAUGGAGGUCGAGUUCAUGUUGAACAGUCGGCCGCUCACGUAUGUGAGCACCGAUGCAGAUGAUCCAGAGGCCUUGACUCCGAACCAUUUGAUUCUCGGUCGCGACUCUCCCAGUCUCGCUCCAGGCAUGUUUUCUGGGGAACAACUGAGUUUCCGGAGACGAUGGCGUCAUGCUCAGCAGCUUGCAGAUGUGGAGAAGGAAAUCAUGCCUCCCACUCCCGAUGGAGGCCCCAAAUGUCGGACCCCCUUUUUUGUAUUUGUCUGGGUGUCUGGGGCGCAUAGCGACACGGGACCGCCGGCUCGCUGGCCGGCUGCCCGUCCGGUCACGUGCUUGCGUCCCGACACCCACCAUAAAACCAUGUUCUUCGGAAAUACACGCGCUCACUUCUCCUCUACCGACUGUGACGCCAACACCAUCCGCGGACCCCGGCUCCGACGAGGGCGGCCGAAAUGGCCGGCCCACAAUUGGUGCCAGCGGUGGUGGUUGGUUGUCGGUGGAGGAUUUUUGGCUUCAGGUUCGUGCUUCUUGUGGCGGAACGAGUGCAGCGUCAAAUAAUACCCAAAGGACAUGCAUGCUUCUCGAUAUUCCCAAUUAAUUAACAGUAUACUUUAUCGAACUAACUACUGAUUAGCUUUAAUUUUAGUCAUCUGGUAAAAAAAAAAAAUGACUUCUAUAACAUUGACCAAUAACUUUUGGCCAUUCUGAACAAUUUACACCAGCGAAAGUGAUAAGUGGCAAUAAAAAUUGUCCACAGAAAGUUUGUAAAUUCAACAAUUUACCAGCGAUAUAACUACAUUAGAAGUAUUGCUGUAUGCAUGCCUUCCCAAACGAUUUCACGGGUAUGACGUAAUACACAGAUGCACUCGUUCAGAAGACGCCACUCUUUAAAAGGACUUCAUUUUUUCAACCGUAUAUUUUUUAUUAAACAACUAAUCCUUGAGUUUCUGUUACCCAUCUGGGAGUGGCCACUAUCUGACUCCCCGAGCAUCGACUACGGAGAAACGCCGAUACGCAUCACGGUCUGCAAAAGCUGGAUGAUCAUAGUCAUGAUGGGAUCGGACGCUCAUCGCCGACCCGUCUGGCUGUCUCAGUCGCUCUGCAUCUGGUCCACGAAUCACACACUGCAACUGCGGACGCCAUCACCGACUGCGCAGCAGCCGUACCUGCAGCAGCAGCAGUCGUACCUGGCGUUCCAUGCGCGGUGUCAUACGUGGAUCUAUGCAGUUAGGAUCGUGAUUGCUUAUUGGUCGCCUCCUUUUGUCGGCUUGUUGGGGGAGGAAAGAUAUGUGGAGAAGGAAAUCAUGCCUCCCACUCCCGAUGGAGGCCCCAAAUGUCGGACCCCCUUUUUUUGUAUUUGUCUGGGUGUCUGGGGCGCAUAGCGACACGGGACCGCCGGCUCGCUGGCCGGCUGCCCGUCCGGUCACGUGCUUGCGUCCCGACACCCACCAUAAAACCAUGUUCUUCGGAAAUACACGCGCUCACUUCUCCU